AUGUCAACCCCGGCCAACCUUGACCCCAAAGAUAUUCAAGCCCACCUGGCCACAUACCAGGGCGACAAGUACGUCGACGGCUGGGCCUCCCUCUGGGACAAAGGUGACAAUCUACCCUGGGACCGAGGCUUCCCCAAUCCCGCCCUGGAAGAUGCCCUAGUCCAGCGCGCCGGCACCAUUGGCGGACCACUCGCCCAAGACGCCCAGGGCCAGUCGUAUAGGCGGAAGGCCCUAGUGCCGGGCUGCGGCCGUGGGGUGGAUGUCCUCUUGCUGGCGAGCUUUGGAUAUGAUGCCUAUGGCCUGGAGUACAGUGCCACGGCGGUCGAGUUGUGUAAGAAGGAGGAGACGGAGAAUCAUAGCUGGUAUCGCGUGCGGGACGAGAAGAUUGGAAAGGGGAAGGUUACUUUCCUCCAGGGGGAUUUCUUUGAUGAUGCCUGGCUGGAGACCAUUGGGGUGCCGAGAAAUGGAUUUGAUGUUAUCUAUGAUUACACGUUCUUCUGUGCUCUGAACCCAGAGCUCCGUCCUAAAUGGGCACUCCGACACACAGAGCUCCUAGCUCCCUCGCCAGCAGGAAAUCUGAUCUGUCUGGAAUUCCCCCGUCACAAGGACCCUCUGGCCCCUGGCCCUCCAUACCCCUCCCCCUCCGAGGCAUAUAUGGAGCACCUGAGCCACCCUGGUGAAAAGGUCUCUUACAACGAUAAAGGUCUCGUCAACUCGGAUCCGUUGCGGGAACCCAGCAAGGCGGGCCUGGAGAGGGUCGCACACUGGCAGCCCGAGCGCACGCACACAGUGGGCCAGGGCGAGAACGGGGUGAUCCAUGACAGAGUCUCUAUUUGGCGUCGACGAGACUAG
Messenger RNA from Penicillium daleae, 852 nucleotides. Its product is annotated as putative thiol methyltransferase. Gene Ontology annotation, molecular function: thiopurine S-methyltransferase activity. The record is from RefSeq and is a predicted model, not a curated record. Lineage: Eukaryota; Fungi; Ascomycota; Eurotiomycetes; Eurotiales; Aspergillaceae. The transcript has 2 exons. Bases 1 to 852 code for a protein of 283 amino acids.